UGUAGAUGCAUUUUUAUACCAGUUUGAACAGUUAACACUUAAUUCACGACGCCAUCAAGCGAAAAAUGUCGAACGACAAGAUCGAUGAUUUGUUUGAUAAAGCUGCGAAACAAUUUAACAGUAGUGGAAAAGCACUAGAUCAAGAUACGGUUCGUCUUCAAGAAUGGCUGGAAACACAACCGCAUCUUCCAAAAAUGUUGGACGCACAAGCUCUAAAAAAUUUUUUACUCCUCAAUAAAUGCAGUUUCGAGAUUACGAAACAAAAAAUCGACAACUACUAUUCCGCUAGGUCAAAAGUACCAGAGAUAGCGUUCGAAAUGAAUCCAAAACGUCCCUACUUUAAGGAAUUUAAGGAUAUGAUAUAUUUCGUGGAUUACCCCCAAUUAACGGACGAAAUGUACAAAAUUACUUAUUUCAAACCAAAAGGGGAAAUCAUCCCAGACAAGUACGAACCUGUAUACACCACGAGGAAAUAUCUUGUUAUGCAGGAGCUAAGACUGAGGUGCGACGUGAUGCAUGGGGAUAUUCUGGUCUUCGAUUGCAAAGGACACACGUUAAAUAUCGCUCUGAAAGCUACACCGGUGUUCAUUUAUAAAACCAUGGUGUUACUCUAUCAACAAAUUUUCUCCAUGCGUGUUAAGGCCGUACACGUAAUAAACAUGCCACCAUUUGUCAAAACAGUAAUAAAUUUAAUAAAAGGUGUCUUGAAGCCAAAACUUGCCGCAAGGAUUUAUAUUCACUCAGACGAAGAAGUCUUGAAGAAACUCAUUCCUCUGAACUUGCUUCCUGUCGAUUUUGGAGGGGAGGGAUUGUCCUUACAAGAACUGGAAGAUGAUCUAGAAGCACGGUGUGUGAAAAACCAGGAGUUGUUUGAUCGUUUGGAUGAAAUUAAAGUAGAUGAAAGUUUGAGGCCGGCGAAACUGGAAGAUGACGACACCUUAGGGGUCUAUGGUAGUUUUAAAAAACUAGAUAUCGAUUGAAGCAAAAAAUAGGGACUUUUUUAUUUUUGUUUAGUUUUUUGACGACAAUGUUAAAUAAAAACUUUCAAGUUUUAAAA
Molecule: messenger RNA, 1057 nt
Organism: Zophobas morio
Lineage: Eukaryota; Metazoa; Arthropoda; Insecta; Coleoptera; Tenebrionidae
Product: alpha-tocopherol transfer protein-like
Exons: 7
Coding region: 66-980 (304 amino acids)
Cellular component (GO): membrane
Molecular function (GO): phosphatidylinositol bisphosphate binding
Source: RefSeq, a predicted model, not a curated record